AUGGCUUCAGAUACCAUCCAACCCGACUACGAAAAGGAGAAACAACAAGUCAGCCAUCACAUCGAACAUGCAAACCCGCAUCAUGGUACAGACUUGUCGCUGGAAUCACAGCAUGAACAAACGGACCAAGGCGUGGAUACGAAUAAUGCCCAAGCACUCAAAGGAGACGACUCAGAUGGCAAGGUAGAAUGGAGUGUGCGUAGCAUCUUCGCCGCCAUCUUCCUCGCCGCACUAUACACCGGCUCCCAAGUAAUCCUCUACUUCGCCGGCGCCUCCCUCUCCUUCAUCGAAGCAGACCUCAACCUCGACCGCGGCUCAGCCUGGCUGCCCACCGCCAACAUCCUCGCCAUCGCCGCCGUAUGCCCCUAUGCAGGCUACCUCCAAGACCUCUUCGGGAAACGCUACAUCGCACUCUUUGGCUCCUUUUGCAUCUGCCUCGGAUGUGCGUUGAUGGGCAGUGGACAGAACUUCGGACAGCUGUUGGCUGGUAUGGCGAUUUCGGGGGCGGGCGCUGCGACGGGGGAGUUGACUGGUCUUGCUGGCCUCGCAGAAGUCGUCCCCGUAAAAUACCGCGGCUACUCCCUCGCCCUCGUAACCGCCUUCGUCCUCCCCUUCUGCCCCUACCUCCUCUACGUAGAACUCUGGUCGCACUCCGCCUCGGGCCCAGGUUGGCGCUGGGGCCCCUGGGUCGCCCUAAUCUUCAACUUCAUCGUCGGCGUCGGCCUCGCCCUGACCUACUUCCCCCAGCGCCACACCAACACCAACACCAACCCCUCCUCCCCCUCCUUCUCCCGCCGCGCAAUCCUGAAAAGAAUAGACUACAUCGGCGGCGUACUCUCCAUAACAGGCCUAACCCUCUUCCUCGUCGCCCUCCAAUCAGGCGGCUACACCCACCCCUGGACCUCCGCCUACGUCCUAUGUACCAUGCUCAUCGGCCUGCUCCUCAUCCUCACAUGGAUCCUCUACGAAGCCAAAUACGCCGCAUACCCCAUGGUCCCUCGUGCCCUAUUCUCUGGGCAAAGGAUAGUGGGGCUGGCGUAUGUCGUUGCGUUUAGCGCCGGCAUGAAUUUCUUCUCUAUACUUAAUUUCUUUCCGGUUACGUUUAGUAGUGUGUACACACCUGAUCCAGUUUCUAUAGGUCUGAGGGGCUUGGGACCGGCGCUUACGACGGCGGUGGGGGCGAUUGUUUUCAAUGCGGCACUGAGUGCGUUUCCGGGAAGGACGAGGGAGGUGUUGCUGUUGGCUGUGGGGAUUAUGACGGGUUUUGCUGGGGCGCUGGCGGUUAUGACGCCCGAGAACGAACGCUUGGUGCUGUUUCUGGGAUCCAUGGCGGGGUUUGGUGUAGGCGGCGUUCUUGUCCCCGCUGCGACGGUUGCGAUGCUCGUUUGUCCGGAUUCCCUCAUCACAACCGCUGCGGCGCUAUCACUAUCGAUCCGCACCGUUGGCGGCAGUAUCGGGUAUUCGAUUUACUACAACAUUUUCGCGGGGAAACUGGCUGUCAAUCUGCCCAAGUACACGGCGAUGUAUGCGGUGCAAGCUGGUCUGCCGCUGGAGAGUGUGGAGGCUUUCCUAGGCUUGUUUCUGACGGAGCCGGAGAAGUUGGCGGAGGCGGGUAUUCGGGGUGUUACGCCGCAGGUUAUUGAGGGUGCGACGGUUGGGACGAGGUGGGCGUAUAGUGAGAGUUUGAAGUAUGUUUGGGUAAGUUGA
This is a messenger RNA of Alternaria hordeiaustralica, 1707 nucleotides long. RefSeq lists its product as uncharacterized. The record is from RefSeq and is a predicted model, not a curated record. The transcript has 4 exons. The coding region runs from base 1 to 1707 and encodes 568 amino acids. Gene Ontology annotation, molecular function: transmembrane transporter activity. NCBI's taxonomy places the organism in Eukaryota, Fungi, Ascomycota, Dothideomycetes, Pleosporales, Pleosporaceae. Gene Ontology annotation, biological process: transmembrane transport.